Molecule: messenger RNA, 894 nt
Organism: Penicilliopsis zonata CBS 506.65
Lineage: Eukaryota; Fungi; Ascomycota; Eurotiomycetes; Eurotiales; Aspergillaceae
Exons: 7
Coding region: 1-894 (297 amino acids)
Biological process (GO): protein folding
Cellular component (GO): endoplasmic reticulum membrane
Source: RefSeq, a predicted model, not a curated record
AUGGGCGGGACUCAGUUUGGCAAAUUCCAUGACUUUUGUCGGGACUCGACAUUACCAGUCUGCAAUCUGUUCGUCGCGAACAAUCAACCCCCAAACGAGGCCUACGGUGGAUGUGCCCUGCUGGGCAUCGGUCUGAGUGGUGGAAGGCAUCUCAGUAAUCUCGGAUCGAUUCUCCUCGCUUUUAUCGCUAUUUUAACUUCUCUGUUUCUUCUCUGGCGCUCGGAACGAAAGAAGGCGGCUGUGGGACGACGGGAAAUCCAAUUAUUCCUUAUCGGCUUCAUCAUCAUCGAGAUAUGUGAGAUCUUCUCGGUAGGCGGGUUUCCGCUGGAGGCAGCAGCCCGAAAGGGAUUCUCUGCCGCCCAUAUUGCCGCGAUUACUGCGACGUGUUGGAUCCUUCUGUUGAACGCGGUGGUGGGCUUCCAAAUGCUCGACGACGGGACGCCCGCGUCCAUCGGGCUGAUUGUGGCCUCGGCGCUGGCCAUCUUCAUUGGCACCGGUUACAUCGCGCUGGAUACGGGUUUCGACUGGACGGGGUAUUUCCACACCACGGCCGCGACUGACUACCGAAACUACGCGCUCUACGUGUUGUACCAGCUCAUCCCGCUCGCUUGCCUGGUCUUCUUUUUCGUACUCGAAGCGAUCCUGGUGGUUCGCGUCCUGGGCGAAGUCCGACCUAUGCUGUACCUUACUGCGGCCGCCUUGUUCUUCGCUAUCGGUCAGAUCUUCAACUAUGUGAUUAGCGUCCACCUGUGCACGGCGUCGAAUCACAAAAUCAAUGGCGCCUUUUUCGAGACGCUCUUCACUCUCCUCUCCGUCGUCAUGGUCUGGGUCUUUUGGAGCAGUAUCACCGAGGACGACUGGCCAAUGCCCGUGGGCGGCGGCGGGUACAAUUAA